AUGUAUGUACGUGUCUCCCAGCAUCAGGAAUUGAUGAACGGAUGCCAUAAUUAUGGAGGUCGACUUUCAGAAGGCUACAACAGAUGCGAAAACAAUAACGGCGGAUCAAUUUCUAUCGAUCAGUGCGAGUAUGGUUCUUCGUACGCCAGAGAUUGUGGUGACGCCGAGACGAUCUCCUUCUCUUCUUCUAUUGGUACUGUAUCCAACCCGGUUAGAAAAACGGCAUCAGUAUAUCAGGGUGAAUUCUAUCUUAAAAUCGAUGUGUGGGACGACGAUGGUAGUAGAGCCGAUCUUGUUGACAAAUAUCGUAAAACCAUUACACAAACAGCAGAUGGUGUUUCGAGACGUUACUACCUUUAUGGUCAAAGGACCGCAGCGCCUUACACAACGACCAUCGUAGACGUUGUUGUGUAUUGCAAUACGAAUUACUACAAUAGCGACUGCGCCACGUACUGUGUUCCCCAAAAUUCAAAUUCAAAUGGUCACUACACAUGUCACUCAUCAACGGGGGCAAAGAUAUGUUACCCGGGUUAUUCGGGGUCAAGCUGCACAGUUGAUAUCAACGAGUGCAGUAGCAAUCCGUGUAGAAACGGGGGAACGUGUGCACAUGGUCGCUACUUGUGUAGAAGAAAUCGGUUGGUUUGUGUGUAUCCUUGUACCGUGAACAUUAAUGAGUGCGCUAGCUAUCCGUGCGCAAACGGUGGCACAUGCGUAGAUGGGGUGAAUGGCUACCAAUGUCAAUGCCGAGCAGGUUUCAACGGAGGACGAUGCCAGACUGAAAUCGACGAGUGUCUCUCGUCACCAUGCUUGAAUGGCGCCAUCUGCAAUGAUGCUGUAGCUGGAUAUACAUGUGUAUGCGCAUCCGGAUUUAGUGGCCAGUAUUGUGAAAAUGAUAUUGAUGAAUGUGGGAGCAGUCCGUGCAAGAACGAGGCCAUGUGUUCUGACCAGAUCGAUGGGUUCAACUGUAUAUGCGCCGGAGGAUAUACGGGAACGUUAUGUGAAAUGGAAAUCGAUGAAUGUGAAAGUUUUCCAUGUCAGAAUAAUGCCACGUGUUAUGAUGACGUCAAUGGGUUUAUUUGCGAUUGUGCCUAUGGUUAUUUUGGAGACUUUUGUGAUUUUAAUAUCACUGAUUGCAUUGCAUUGUGUGAGAAUAACAGUACAUGUGAGAUAGCUAACUCUACGAUGACCUGCCAUUGUGCUCCUGGCUUCAAUGGUGACCUAUGUGACAAAGAAUAUGACGAAUGCCAGAGUCAACCGUGCCAAAACGGGGCAACAUGUCAUGACGUCAUCAACGGGUUUGUCUGCUCGUGUGCACCGGGAUAUUCUGGAACAAGCUGCCAAAAAGAAGUAAAUGAAUGUGAUAGUAAUCCUUGUGUUAACGAUGCAGAAUGUGUUGAUCUCAUUGCCGAAUUUUUCUGUAACUGUACUGAGGGUUUCGAAGGGAAUUUCUGCGAAAUAGACAUCGACGAAUGCAUGUUUUCAGAAUGUGUUGGUAACUCAACAUGUACUGAUGGCAUAGGUGGAUACUAUUGUGAAUGUGAAGACGGUUAUGAUGGCAAUUUAUGCGAAUAUGAAAUAGAUGAGUGUGAAAGUUUUCCGUGUAAGAAUAAUGCCACAUGUUAUGACAUCCUUAAUGGUGUCAUCUGUGAUUGUGCAUAUGGUUUUUUUGGGGACUAUUGUAACUUUGAUAUCACCGAUUGUCCAAGAUUUUGUAAGAAUAACAGUACAUGUGAAAUAGCUAACUCCACGAUGACAUGCCUCUGUGCUCCUGGAUUCUAUGGUGAACUAUGUGACAGAGAAUAUGACGAAUGUCAAAGUCAACCGUGCCAAAACGGUGCAACAUGCAAUGACGUCGUCAAUGGGUUCGCCUGCUCAUGCGCGCCUGGAUAUUCUGGCACAAGCUGCCAAGAUGAAGUGGAUGAAUGUGAAAGUAGUCCUUGUGUGAACGACGCAGAAUGCAUUGACCUGAUCGCUGACUUUUUUUGUAACUGUACCGAAGGCUUUGAAGGUAUUUUCUGCGAAAUAGACAUCGACGAAUGCAUGUUUUCAGAAUGCCUUGGAAACUCAACAUGUAUUGAUGGCAUUGGCGGAUACUCUUGUAAAUGCGAAGCCGGAUAUGAUGGCAAUUUAUGUGAAAUUGACAUAGAUGAGUGCCAGAGUAAUCCGUGUAAAAAU
This is a messenger RNA of Anneissia japonica, 2175 nucleotides long. Its product is annotated as fibropellin-1-like. Lineage: Eukaryota; Metazoa; Echinodermata; Crinoidea; Comatulida; Comatulidae. Gene Ontology annotation, cellular component: protein-containing complex; plasma membrane. Gene Ontology annotation, molecular function: calcium ion binding. The annotation marks the transcript as partial. Gene Ontology annotation, biological process: establishment or maintenance of epithelial cell apical/basal polarity; cell communication; heterophilic cell-cell adhesion. The transcript is spliced from 4 exons. The record is from RefSeq and is a predicted model, not a curated record.